Kuraishia capsulata CBS 1993 is the source of this 789-nucleotide messenger RNA. RefSeq lists its product as uncharacterized. NCBI's taxonomy places the organism in Eukaryota, Fungi, Ascomycota, Pichiomycetes, Pichiales, Pichiaceae. The record is from RefSeq and is a predicted model, not a curated record. The transcript has a single exon. Gene Ontology annotation, molecular function: holocytochrome-c synthase activity. Gene Ontology annotation, cellular component: mitochondrion. Bases 1 to 789 code for a protein of 262 amino acids. Gene Ontology annotation, biological process: cytochrome c-heme linkage.
AUGGGCUGGUUUUGGGCUGAUAAUACUACCACGGCCUCACCCUCUUGUCCGGUGCCACAUUCAAACAUAGGAAGUUGUCCCGUUCAACACUCCAAACAAGACCAGCCUCAAGUAUGUCCGGUUAACCACAAAGGACUUUCCGACAAACUGAACCCGCUGAACCAGAUGCCAUAUUCGAUUUCCUCCAACAAGGCCCCGGGUCAGAAAAUAGAGCUGCCUAAGCAAAGGACUAUGUCCACGAUCCCAAAGGGCGAAUCAACAGACAGCGGAAACUGGGAAUAUCCGUCGCCUCAGCAAAUGUUCAAUGCCAUGAUCAAAAAGGGCAAAGGCGAUGUUCCUGAAGAUGCGGUCGAGUCCAUGGUGGAUGUGCACAACUUCUUGAAUGAAGGAGCAUGGCAAGAGAUCCUGAACUGGGAGCAAAGACACACUGCAGAGACCAAAGUCGAUCCGCGGCUGUUGAAGUUCACGGGAAGGCCCGACGAUCUAUCGCCACGCGCGAGAACUUACUCGUAUCUGGGAAAGGUGUUCCCCAGUCAGUUCGGAACGGAACCACCGUUUGACAGACACGAUUGGACGGUGCUACGUUCGGAUGGCCAAAGCGGUUGGAAACAGGUGAGGUAUGUGAUUGAUUACUAUGGAGGUCCAGAUGAUGAAGAUGGUAUGCCGUCAUUCUAUUUGGAUGUGAGACCUGCUUUGGACAACGUGAGUAAUGCUCUAGACAGAUUUGAGCAUUGGUCAAAGGACCUGAAGCCGUUGUGGGAGAAGGCCCUGGGGCGGACAAAGGACUGA